Molecule: messenger RNA, 3294 nt
Organism: Morone saxatilis (striped sea-bass)
Lineage: Eukaryota; Metazoa; Chordata; Actinopteri; Moronidae
Gene: foxo3a
Product: forkhead box O3A
Biological process (GO): regulation of transcription by RNA polymerase II
Cellular component (GO): mitochondrial matrix; nucleus
Molecular function (GO): RNA polymerase II cis-regulatory region sequence-specific DNA binding; DNA-binding transcription factor activity, RNA polymerase II-specific
Source: RefSeq, a predicted model, not a curated record
AGAACUCCAUCCGACACAAUCUGUCCCUCCAUAGUCGCUUUGUGAAAGUCCAGAAUGAAGGAACAGGGAAAAGCUCCUGGUGGAUGGUCAACCCAGAAGGCGGGAAAGGUGGCAAAGCUCCCCGACGACGGGCUGUAUCGAUGGAUAACAGCAAGUACAUCAAAGGAGCCCGAGGACGUGCCACCAAGAAGAAAGCCUCGCUGCAGGCAGCUCAAGAUGGCAGCUCAGAGAGUUCCUCGAGCCUCUCCAAAUGGACAGGAAGUCCCACCUCCCGCAGCAGUGACGAGCUGGACGCCUGGACAGACUUCCGCUCCCGGACCAAUUCCAACGCCAGCACACUCAGCGGUCGUCUGUCCCCAAUCCUGGCCAACCUUGAGCUGGAUGAGGUGCCUGACGACGACUCGCCUCUCUCCCCGAUGCUGUACUCCAGCCCCAGCAGCAUGUCCCCGUCCACGGGGCCCACAGGGCUCUCUGACCUGGCAGGUACCAUGAACCUCAACGACGGGCUCUCUGACAACCUGAUGGACGACCUUUUAGACAAUAUCAGCCUGACAGCAUCCCAGCAGCCUCCUCCUGGAGAGGAAGACGACGGAGCCAACGGUCAGGGGACCUCAGUGUUUACCUUCAGCUGCUCAGGAAGCGGUCUGGGUAGCCCCUCUGGCAGCUAUGGGCCUAACCCUCUUUUUAGCCCUCCGUCCAUCACAAGCCUGCGGCAGUCGCCCAUGCAGACCAUCCAGGAGAACAAGCAGACCACCUUCUCCUGCAUCCCGCACUUCAGUGACCACCAGACGCUGCAGGAUCUGCUCAGCCUGGACUCCCACAGCCACAGCAACGUCCUGCUCACCCAGUCUGACCCGCUGAUGUCGCAGGCCAGCACCGCCAUUGCCCUGCAGAACUCCCGCCGAAACGCCAUGCUGCUCCGCAAAGACCACAUGUUGGUGAACCAAACCAGCGCAGGUCAGGCCCAAAGCUCUUCAGUGCCUGGUUGGCAAGCUGGCUUGUCAACCUCUGACGGCGACACCAAGCAGCCGCACCUGAAGUCUCCCAGCAAGAACGCCUCUAUGCAGCUCGGCUCUGGUUUGUCUGGCCAGGACCGCUUUCCUGCCGAUCUGGACCUGGAUGUGUUCAACGGCAGUCUUGAGUGUGACAUGGACUCCAUCAUCCGCAAUGAACUGAUGGAAGCAGAUUGCCUGGACCUUAGCUUCGACUCUUGCCUCACCUCUGCCCAGAACGGCAAUAGGAAUUCAGGAAGCUUCUCCAGCUCAAAACAGACCUCCCCUCACAGCUGGGUCCCAAGCUGAGAAGCUCUGUCGGAACUCAGCAUGGCUUAAAAAAAAAAGAAGUUUGGGGGGAAAUGUAAUUGGGGUUCGUGGUGCAACUAGAGGAAAAGUAUGUAAAAGUGUAUUCAUGUAGUAUUUUUUCCCCCAUUAUUUUUAAUGUGAGGCAUUAAGUUUGGUACUGUAUUCUAAGUGUCUGAGACACACUAUGGUGUCUUCACAGAGGAGAAAAAAACGUCUUUAAAAAGAUCAAUGCCUGGGCGGUGUGAACAACAGUAUUGACUGGAAUUGAAGUACAGGACAUUUUGUUAAAACUAUAUAAAAAGCAUCAACUCGUGUUAGUCUCAGGGAAUCACUCAUACAGUAUCACAAAGUGAUACAUGAAACUGACGAUGAAUUAUGUUUUCACCCUGCUUUCUCUCCUCUUUCACACCCUUUCAUACCUAAAAACCAACGUUUUUGCCAAACCAGCUGUCAGCCUGUUGAGAGUGACAGCCUGUUUACAGAAAAAAGCUGCAGAGAAUGUUACAUAAUUACGUUCCAGUGGAGGAUACUUGACAAGCUUUUUUUAUGUUGUUUUAUUUUCUACAGUUUCUUUGAGAGACGUAGCCUAAAUGGACUAAAAGAUUUAAAAACAAGUGUUAAUGAAAAACUUUUUUUUUGUUUGUUUUUUUCCAUUGAUGCACAGAAUCACGCACCAAAUAUCAAUCUGUAGAGGUUAAUAUGUUAUCAAGAUGUGAACUGGUCUACAUUGUGUGGUUUUUUUGUAUGUAAUGUUUUAUUUUUAUUUAGCGAAUUUUACCCUGUGAUUUUAGUGACAUUACUGUGAAUUCUGUUCCUUCUGAAGAGGUGCAUUACUGAAGUCUUGAUAAUAUGGUGUUUCUGCUGCGGAUACCCUUUUCACCAUCUCCACCUUCCUCCUCCUCCUCUUCCUCCCCCACUCGUACUGCAAUAUUGGAAGUACUGCUCAGUAUACAGAGUUUAGGACAGAAUUAAAGGACCGUGACAUGAUUUAGCUCUAGUUGACACCAUUUACAUUAGCAAACACUUAGAACUAUUUGGAUUAAAAGUAACCACCCUUAGAGACUCCACAGCACUCGACUACAAUAUUUUGUUAAUUUGAAGGAGUUCUUGGUGCUAUAAAUAAGAAGAUAGCAGGGAGUGGCUGCAGAUGGAGCAGCAUUAGUAGCCUCCCUUUGGUUAUCAGCACUAUAGCAGGUGCUUGGCAAAACAGCGUUUCCAACCCUGUGAGAGGAGGUCGUGUAGUAUAUUAGAGCCAUUUUUUUUGCCAUUUCAGAAAGAAACGACCACAGUAUUUUAAAUAUUGCCAAAAUAUUUCUGCAUUUAAAUAAGUGGAAAUAAGAGGAUAUACAGUGUAUAAAUAUUAGGAACCAGUGCUAUAAGGGCAAAAAAAUAAACAUCAGCACAGUUUUUGUAGGAACAGCAGGAUGAACUUUUUUAGUUUUAGUUUACAUUUUUAUCAGCUGGAAACUGUCCAUUUUCACUGAAAUUGUCUUCUUGUUAAAUUGAAAUCUUAUUUAUUUUUAUGCUUUUCCAUAUGACUUGUGGUAGAGCUGUGUAGAAGCACUUUUGUUUUAAAGGUCUGUUCGACAUUUUGACCACCUCAAUCGGGUAUUGAUCAGACUGACGAAGAACGGCAAAUGGUGCCUGAAAUAGUGCCCUCCAUUAGCGUUGUUGACAUUGAACUGAACUGACAUGAAUUGAAUCCCAUUUGCUUAAUUUUUGAUUUUACAAAAAUCUAUUCUAUAACUGUGCUUCCAAAUAUGAUUUUGGUAGCUUCACGAGGAUGAUUUUGUUUUAAAAAUACAAGAUACUGACUUGUUUUUUCUACAUUCAUUUUGAGUAACACUCACUGCCAAUAUUCAAACACCAUUUCUUCCUAUUGCUCCUACAAAAAAAGAAAAAAAGAAAUCAAGUUGACAUUGCCAGUUGUAAUUCCAAUUCCUAUCUUGGUUGUAUCAGAGAUGGUGCAUGUAAAUAAAGCUUAAAGAACCAC